AUGGCAUCACGAGUAGCUACUGUGGCAGUGGUUGCUGCUUUGGUCGGCGCUGCUGCUGUGGAAGCCUAUCACAGGUACUGUGAUGUUUCUCUCAAUAAAUCUGCACCCGACGUGGAAAAGAAGAAGCACCACUCCGAGGAGCUCAUUCGUGAGCAGUUAACAAGAAAUUACGCAUUUCUCACGGAAGAGGGUAUGAACAAGGUCCGUAACCAGCGUAUUGUUAUUGUUGGUGCUGGUGGUGUUGGUUCGUGGGUGACCACCAUGUUGGUGAGGUCAGGUGUAGGGAAGAUCAGAAUCAUCGAUUUCGACCAGGUAUCUUUGUCUUCGCUCAAUAGACACGCUGUUGCGAAGCUUAAAGACGUUGGAACUUCCAAGGUUGACUGUUUGAAGAACCAUUUACUUGAAAUUGCUCCUUGGGUUGAAAUUGACGUUUGCAACAAGUUGUGGAAUAAAGACGCAGGCGAAGAGCUCAUUUUAGGUGGAAAUUUUGAUCCUACGUUGGUGGUCGACUGCAUCGAUAACAUAGACACGAAAGUGGAUCUUUUGGCGUUCUGUCAUGAAAGAAAGCUCAAGGUGAUUUCCUCUGGCGGUGCAGCUUGCAAGUCUGACCCUACCAGAAUCAAUAUCGCUGAUAUCUCGAAGACGGAGGAAGAUCCCCUCGCAAGAUCUGUCAGAAUUCGCUUGACCAAAAGAGGUAUUAUCAGUAACAUCCCUGUUGUUUUCAGUGCGGAGAAACCCGACCCACGCAAAGCUCGUCUUUUGCCCUUGGACGAAGAUGAGAUCGCUAAGGGAGACGUUGAGGAGCUUGCAGCGCUCAAGAACUUCCGUGUGAGAAUUCUCCCUGUUCUCGGCACGAUGCCGGGGAUGUUCGGAUUAGCAUUGGCGACUCACAUUAUCACAACAGUGUCUGGAUAUCCAGUUGAGUAUGUCGAGGGCAAGAACAGAUACAAGAUAUACGAUGGUAUUUUGCAAAGCUUAGCUGGUCAGGAAGCGCGUUUGGGACACUUAGACCAAAGAACACCAGUUGCUCUUAGAGACGUUCCGUAUAUUGUCGAGGAAGUGUUCCGGGGCAAAUCGGUGGUUUCCAACUACUCCACGAGAUUAACUCUUUCACGUUGGGACCCUGAAAAGGAGUUGAGCUAUCAGAACGUGGUUGUGAUGACUAAAGACGAACAAAAGAAUCAUGAAAAUAGAGUGUUGAAGGGUGGCGAGAAGCUCGAGGAUGUAUAUAGCGAAGAGGUGCUUGAGAGGGUGAAGCUCAGGUUUGCCCAAGAGAAGUACUACUCAACCUUCAGGUAA
Candidozyma auris is the source of this 1299-nucleotide messenger RNA. Its product is annotated as tRNA threonylcarbamoyladenosine dehydratase. Gene Ontology annotation, molecular function: ubiquitin-like modifier activating enzyme activity; tRNA threonylcarbamoyladenosine dehydratase activity. The record is from RefSeq and is a predicted model, not a curated record. NCBI's taxonomy places the organism in Eukaryota, Fungi, Ascomycota, Pichiomycetes, Serinales, Metschnikowiaceae. The transcript has a single exon. Gene Ontology annotation, biological process: cyclic threonylcarbamoyladenosine biosynthetic process. Gene Ontology annotation, cellular component: mitochondrial outer membrane. The coding region runs from base 1 to 1299 and encodes 432 amino acids.